Molecule: messenger RNA, 1127 nt
Organism: Salvia hispanica
Lineage: Eukaryota; Viridiplantae; Streptophyta; Magnoliopsida; Lamiales; Lamiaceae
Product: vesicle-associated protein 1-3-like
Biological process (GO): endoplasmic reticulum membrane organization
Cellular component (GO): plasma membrane; endoplasmic reticulum membrane
Source: RefSeq, a predicted model, not a curated record
UGAUCGUCAACACGAUUGCAAACUCCUGCCUCCAAAUUCCAAUUCUUAUUCCCCAAUACGAAAGCAACGUUUUUGUAUGUAAAACCCCAAUUCCAUUCAUAAUUCUCGCGAAUUCGUUUGUGGAGAGAAAUGAGCUCGGAGGCGUUGCUCAAUUACGAGCCUCCGGAGCUCAAUUUCCAAUUUGAUCAGAACAAACAGCUCUCAUCUUCGGUCCGAUUGUUAAAUAAAACCGACGCUUGUGUUGCUUUUAAGCUCAAGUCCACUAAUCCAAGAAAUUAUGUGGUUCGACCAAGAAUUGGAAUUCUGUUGCCUCGAUCAUCUUGUGAAAUCAAAGUGACAAUGCGAGCGCUGAGGGAAUCUCACCACAAUAUAAGGUGCAAGGACAAGUUCAUGAUUGAAAGUGUAGCUGCAUCUCCUGAUACAUCUCUGGAAGAUGCUCGAAAACUGUUUGAUAAGGAGUCUGGACAUCCCCUUCAAGAGUUCAUAUUACGAGCCAAUUACAGUAGGCCGGCAGAAUCUUCACCUGGAACAUCUGUCAUUGAAAAUAGAGAUGUACCUUCUCCUGAGGUCAAUGAUACUUUUGCGGAACCUCAUGAGAAUAGUUUACAGGUUGCUAGCUCUGUCGCUAAUUCUGACAACGAUAUACAGGUUACCAACAGUGUUAACGAACCUCGUGGCAACGACUCGCAGGAAAAGGAUAUCACUCGUAGUGGUGAAUCAAUUCUGAGGAGCUUUAUCAGCAAUUGUACUGGUGAAUCAAUUCUAAGGGACGUUAUCAGUAGCUUGCUGAUUGUAGCCUCCUUAUAUCUCAUGAAACAAACAAUAUCAUGGAUCUGGAGUUUGGUUAUGUUUGUGGUGAUGCUGAUUAUAAAGAUGAUAAAGAAAUUGGUGUCAGAUUCUGUUGAGGACUGGAUUGUGAAAACUCUGGUGCAUAUCGUCAUGUAUUUUAUAUUUGGGCGCAAGGAGAACACAGGACUGACGUAGGACGUCGCCCUUUUGUGUUAAGUAUAGUGAUAAACAAGGAAAUCAAAUGUAGUAUUUAUUGGCUCAGUCAAGCUAUGCUUGCAUGUAAAUAAGUUUUGUACAUGUUUUCUUUUAGACAGCGUAAAUCAUUACUAUGGACUACA